GGCCCCGCCAUGGACCACCAAGAGCCCUACUCCGUGCAAGCCACCGCCGCCAUCGCGUCGGCCAUCACCUUCCUUAUCCUUUUCACCAUUUUCGGCAACGCACUGGUUAUUCUGGCUGUGUUGACCAGCCGCUCACUCCGUGCACCACAAAACCUGUUUCUGGUGUCAUUGGCGGCCGCGGAUAUCCUAGUGGCCACCCUUAUCAUCCCUUUCUCUUUGGCCAACGAGCUACUGGGUUAUUGGUACUUCUGGCGCACAUGGUGCGAGGUCUACCUGGCGCUAGAUGUGCUCUUCUGUACCUCCUCCAUCGUGCACCUGUGUGCUAUCAGCCUGGACCGAUACUGGGCAGUGAGCCGAGCAUUGGAGUACAACUCCAAGCGCACCCCGCGCCGCAUCAAAUGUAUCAUCCUCACUGUGUGGCUCAUUGCAGCCGUCAUUUCUCUGCCGCCCCUCAUCUACAAGAGUGAUCAGCGUCCGGAGCCCCACGGGCUCCCCCAGUGUGAGCUCAACCAAGAGGCCUGGUACAUCUUGGCUUCCAGCAUCGGCUCUUUCUUUGCUCCCUGCCUCAUCAUGAUCCUCGUCUACUUGCGAAUCUAUGUAAUUGCCAAACGCAGCCACUGCCGAGGUCCCAGGGCCAAAAGGGGCUCUGGAGAGGGUGAGUCCAAGCAGCCUCGUCCUGUCGCUGGGGGAGCUCCAACCUUAGCUAAGGUGCCAACCCUGGCCUCUCCUCUGUCUUCGGUGGGAGAGGCCAAUGGACACCCCAAGCCUCCAAGGGAGAAGGAGGAGGGGGAGACCCCUGAAGAUCGUGAGUCCAGGGCUUUGCCACCCAACUGGUCUGCCCUUCCAAGAUCAGGACAGUGCCAGAAGAAGGGCUUUGGUGGGGCGACUGCAGAGGAGGGAGCUGAAGAGGAGGAUGAAGAGGAGGUGGAAGAGUGUGAACCCCAAACCCUGCCAGCAUCUCCUGCCUCGGUAUGCAGCCCACCCUUGCAGCAGCCUCAGGCUUCCCGGGUGUUGGCCACUCUUCGUGGCCAGGUGCUUCUGGGCCGGACUGUGGGUGCAGCCAGUGGGCAGUGGUGGCGUCGUCGGACACAGCUGAGCCGGGAGAAAAGGUUCACCUUUGUGCUGGCAGUGGUCAUUGGCGUUUUUGUGAUCUGCUGGUUUCCCUUCUUCUUCAGCUAUAGCCUGGGGGCCAUCUGCCCACAGCGCUGCAAGGUACCACACGGCCUCUUCCAGUUCUUCUUUUGGAUUGGCUAUUGCAACAGCUCUCUGAAUCCCGUUAUCUACACCAUCUUCAACCAGGACUUCCGACGUGCCUUUCGAAGGAUCCUUUGCCGGCAGUGGACACAGACUGCCUGGUGA
Molecule: messenger RNA, 1359 nt
Organism: Cricetulus griseus (Chinese hamster)
Lineage: Eukaryota; Metazoa; Chordata; Mammalia; Rodentia; Cricetidae
Source: RefSeq, a predicted model, not a curated record